Molecule: messenger RNA, 942 nt
Organism: Cooperia oncophora
Lineage: Eukaryota; Metazoa; Nematoda; Chromadorea; Rhabditida; Trichostrongylidae
Source: the annotation of a GenBank genome assembly
AUGUUUAUAUGCUUUGACAGGUAUGCGUUCACCGUCAUUCUUCUGAUAAUGAUGGCUACGAUAGCAUCGUCGACCUCAACAAUAUAUGAGAAUAUUUCUGAUACUCAAUCGACCAGCCAUUUGGACGAUCUAAAACUGGAGGAUUCGGGAACGUAUGAUGCGGAUUCAAGAAGUAACUCGAAUGAGAAAAUCACGAGUUGCUCGGAGUCACCAGAAUUGUGCUCAUCGCAUCAGGAUGAUGACAAACAUAUAUACACGAAUAUACGGGAAAUGGAAGAGUUGAAUCAUCGUCCGUACCCGCCAGUGCCGGAUGUUGCAGAUGUUCCACGACGGAAUCUGAAUAACGGAUGGAUGGAGUACGAAACCGAGGCGGGAAGAACUUAUUUUUACAACUUCGAAACUGGGAAGAGUCAGUGGAUUCCUCCAAGAUUCAUUCGGACGCCAGCACAAGUUCAGGCCAUGCUUCAAGCUACUCGUAACGAAGUCGACGAAAACUUCACGACUUGUUCUCUGAAGCGUGAAGACUCUCACUCAGCUGAAGAAGAUUCCUCUCUGGACAUAUCAUCGUCCCGUGCCGGGCAGUUCGAUGAGGCGCCGGUGGAAACGAUAGUUUCAUUGGAAAGAAAACACAGCCUAGAACAAGACUUCAAAAAUUCGCCGCCGUUGCACACCUAUCACCACGCUACUUCGAGCAGUGACGACGCUGCGAUGCUGUCAUCAUUUCAUGCCCAAAUGGGUCCGGAUCCGUUGGGCUUGAGCCUAAAACAGAGCACGAAGCAAUGUCGGAAUCACACCGCUGCAGCAACGACGGCGGAGAGAUCUCAUUCCUUCAACAAACGACACUGUUCUCUGAAGAAUGUGCCGUUACCCCAGUUUCUCAGCUUUUUCUUUCGUGAACCUAUAAUGCCAACCCAGCGUUUGGCUUUGAGUGCCGCCGAUCCG